Molecule: messenger RNA, 1848 nt
Organism: Hyaloperonospora brassicae
Lineage: Eukaryota; Oomycota; Peronosporomycetes; Peronosporales; Peronosporaceae
Source: the annotation of a GenBank genome assembly
AUGGCCUCACCUGCUGACCAUUUCGUGGAGAUCACAACACCGACAUCAGAAGUCGAUGCCAAAUGUCUAUCGAGUCAAACACCACAGUACACACUGCAAUGGCGCAACCUGAGUCUCAAAACCGUUGCGAUAAGCCGCAAACAAUCGGACGAGAAGACCAUUCUCUCCAACGUCAGUGGAUGUGCACAGCCCGGCGAGCUUCUCGUCAUCAUGGGGCCCUCUGGUGCAGGCAAGAGCUCGCUUCUCGACUGUAUCUCCGGACGCAAUAGUGCCGUUGAGGGAGACAUUCUACUGAACGGACAUCCGUGGAGCGACACCACAAAGCGAUUUUCUUCAUACGUGAUGCAAGACGAUCUUUUCUAUCCGACCAUUACUGUGAAGGAGCAUCUGAUAUUCCAGGCAAAGCUGCGCAUGGGAAAGACGGUAUCACCAAAACAAUACCGACAACGUGUGGACGACGUGAUGGAAGAGCUCGGACUUCAGAAAUGCCGCGAUACGUUGAUUGGCGGUAUCUCUUUGCGAGGCAUUUCGGGUGGAGAGCGCAAGCGUCUUUCAUUUGCAACGGAGAUCCUGAUAAAUCCGUCGAUCUUGUUUGCUGAUGAGCCAACAUCGGGUCUAGAUAGUUUCAUGGCUGAAACAGUCACGAUGCAGCUGCAGCAAAUCGCUCGUGGUGGCCGAACGGUGAUCGCGACGAUUCACCAGCCAUCUUCAGAAGUAUUUGCACUUUUCGACCAGCUGUAUCUGCUCUCGGAAGGUUCUUGUGUCUUUCAUGGCAAAGCUGUGGACUCGGUAAACUAUUUCGCGUCUCUGGGCUACACCUGUCCGUCGUUGAUGAAUCCAACGGACUAUUUCAUGAAGCAAUUAGUUGUGAUGGACAAAGAAACCGACUUGAAUGGUGUUGCACGGAUUGAGAUGCUAAAAGAGUCGUGGACGCAACAUCAAUGUCUACCUCAAAUUGAAGAGACUGAUGGGGACAAUGUGGUUGAUGACUAUCAAGACCCACGCUUAGGGUUUAUCGAGCAGGUGGGAGUGCUUGCGCAUCGAAAUGUGGUACGCUUUGUGCGCGAUCGCAUUACUUUCCGCGCAACGAUUUUGCAAACGUUGUUCAUUUCUUUGAUUGUGGGUCUCAUUUACUUGCAGCUAGAUCUCGACCAGAAAGGAAUCCAAAAUUUUACAGGCGCUUUCUUUUUCUUGGUUGUCAACCAGACGUUCGGCGCUGCCAACCCAGUUUUCAUCUCUGUACCACUGGAACUACCGAUCAUCAUUCGCGAGUACAGGGCAGGACUGUUUCACCUGUUCUCGUGGUACCUCGCUAAGAACGUGAGCGAGUUGCCGAUGCAAAUUCUCUUGCCGAUUUUGUUCUUCGUGCCGACCUAUUUCUUGAUUGGUAUCGGUCAUGGAUUCGACGUUUACAUAUCCCAGCAAAUUAUAAUUAUUCUAGUAAGCAGCUGUGCUGUGGGCAUUGGAUACAUGGUUUCAUGUUUAGUUCGUCGAGUGGACAUCGCCCCCAUUAUUGGCGUUGUCAUCAUCCUACCCUUCUUGCUGUUCGGAGGACUGCUGAUCAACUCUGAGGACUGCCCGGAUUACUUUGUGUGGAUCCAAUAUGUGUCCCCUAUCAAAUACGGAUUCGAAGCUAUGAUGAAGAUAUUCUGGAAACAGGUUCCAAUGGUCGCUUGCAACGACGCAAUCGAAAAUUGUUCGGCGCGUACUGGGGAAGACGUGCUGAAGAAUUUUAGCAUGCAGUCAAGGUCAGCACUAGUUGACGGUUUGAUUCUAUUGGCUAUCAAUGCUGGCUUCCGCACAAUUGGAUUCGCCGGUUUGUGGCUUAAUCUGCGGAGGGGAGGAUGA